Messenger RNA from Ochlerotatus camptorhynchus, 1743 nucleotides. RefSeq names its product proton-associated sugar transporter A-like. The transcript is spliced from 7 exons. The record is from RefSeq and is a predicted model, not a curated record. Gene Ontology annotation, cellular component: membrane. Gene Ontology annotation, molecular function: sucrose:proton symporter activity. NCBI's taxonomy places the organism in Eukaryota, Metazoa, Arthropoda, Insecta, Diptera, Culicidae. Bases 28 to 1680 code for a protein of 550 amino acids.
GAAAUUGAGUGAUUUAAAUUGGUGAAAAUGGAUCAAUCCGACAAGCAAAACGACACGGCAGUUAACUGGCAGCAGCCAGCGAGCGAUGAGGAGAUCAUGGAAAAUAUGCUGCAGGUUCGCUACGACCACGCUAAAUCGUUGGAAAAGGAUUAUUCGCAUAUGUUUAGGUCCAAAUCCCGCCUGGAGCUGAUCCGGCUGUCCGUAUACCAGGUUGGCGUUGAGUUUUGCUACGCAGCCGAGACGGCCUUCGUCAGCCCGAUUCUGCUGGGGAAUGGCUUGCAGCAUACCUUCAUGACGAUGGUCUGGGCGUUCGCCCCAACGCUGGGAUUCUUCUUCGCACCUCUGAUAGCUUCGGUCAGCGAUCAACUCCGAAAUAGCUGGGGCCGGCGAAGGCCGGUUCUGAUGGUGCUGGGAAUUGCGGUGAUUGUGGGCUUGCUGAUUCUUCCGUACGGUAAGCAAAUUGGAAUCUGGUUCGGCGACGACGAUGUACCGGUGGAGCAGAUGUCUGGUUUUCGCUGGGGAGUGCUGAUAACGGUGAUCGGAUUAAUUCUGACCGAUUUUGACAUUGAAACGAGCAGCGGCAUCGGGCGGACGUACUUCAUAGACGUGUGUAUUGAGGCCGAUCACGCCAAGGUACUCACUACGGCCAUGAUCAUCGGUGGAGUCGGCGGUAGUGCGGGGUAUGUGUUAGGUGCCAUAGAUUGGCAGCAGACCGACGUUGGAUCAUUGCUGGGUAGUAACGAGGCUACGGUCUUUGCCGGUGUCGUGAUAGUGCUUGCGGUGACCUUGGUUAUAACCCUUACCAGUUUUCGGGAGAUUGCGCUGCCACUUUUGGAAAAGGAUCCACUGUUGCAGCCGGUCACGGAGAAAAAGUUUUUAGCUGAAAAAAAUCGACAGCUCGCAGUGUAUAGCAUUUCGGGGCCGAUAGCGGAACCAAACAAGCCAGGGGACCUUCCAGUUGCGCUGCAGGAUGAAGAUGAUGAGAAACCGUUGACGUUUAUGGACUUUUUCAAAAACUUGCGCUACAUGCCAAAGUCAUUGGCUAUUUUGUAUUUGACACAAUUCCUAGCGCAGGCGGGAUAUAUGAGCUAUUGCUUGUAUUUUACGGACUUUGUUGGCAGUACCGUCUUCGGUGGAGACGUUGCGGCCCCCGAUGGCUCCCCGGAUUUGGCACUGUACGAGGAAGGGGUCCGUUACGGUUGCUGGGGAAUGGCUCUGUUUGCCAUGUGUGCCGCUCUCUACUCGUUGGUCAUCGAACGCAUUAUCGAAUAUUUCAGUGCCCGAAUGGUUUUAAUUGGAGGUUUGCUGGUGUUUAGCGUCGGGAUGCUCCUGGUGGGAAUCAUCAGUACGAAAUGGAUGGUUCUCGUGUGCAGUCCAACCGUGGGCAUUAUGUACGCUUCAAUCUACUGUGUCCCGUUCCUGUUAAUCUCCCGGUACCAUGCGAAGAAUUCGUUUGCCAUGAAGGAUGGAAAGUACGUGGAAAACGACCGCCGACGAGGAUUUGGAGCUGACGUUUCUAUGCUUAGCAGCAUGCUUUUCUUAGCGCAGCUCCUGAUAGCACUCGCGAUUGGCAGUGUGAUUGACGCGCUCGAGACUACCGCCGUGACCGUUUACUCGGCGAGCUUGUUCUCAUUCCUCGCCGCGAUUGCUGCAAGCCAGAUGCUCUACAUGGAAGCUUGAUUUCGAAGAGCUCGAAUAGCAUGCCCGGUGUCAACGGGGCUGAACCAUCCCUAUGGAGAAGUG